AUGGACAAACAACUUUCUUCUCAACAACUUCAGUUGUAUAUGGGCUUGUUGAAGAGGUUGAAGAGUGAAGGAAAGGAUUUGAAUGACCCACAAUAUAAAAGUCUUCAUCAAUUCUUGAAAGCACAACUUAACAAUCAAAAUCAGAUGAAACAACAAAAUCAACAGACAAUUAACAAUGUGCUUCCAACACCCGUACAACCUUCACUAGCAACCAUCAAUCCACAAACUCUACAACAACAACAACCACAACAACAACAAAGUUUGUUCACUACACAACAAAAGGAAAGAUUGAAAGCACAAAUCUAUGCUUUUAAACAUCACAUUUCUAAGAGAGAACCAAUUCCUACUUCUUUACAAUUUGCUAUCAUGGGCAACAAUGUUGAGAAUAAUUUGAAGGAAUAUGAAACAGUUUACUUGAAGCAAGGUGCUCCACAAUCAACAACAACAACAACAAAUGUAGGACCAGUCAUUCCACAACCUCUUCAACAACAACCAAACAAUGUUCAAUUAAAUACUCAACUCCGUAAAGUGCAACCAAAUCAACCAAAUCAACCACAACCAUUUGUUAAUCCAAAUGGACAAAUGAUCCAAGCACCAAAUAUUCCUAAUCAACAUGUUCAAAUGAAUGCUGCCAAACAAAUGGAAUCAAAGAUAAAUCCAGAUAGUCAAAGACAACAAAAUCUAGAUCUUCAAACCUUGUACAAGGAAAGAGAAAAGAGAAUUCAACACAAGAUGAAAAGAAGAUUUGAUAAUCUCAAGAUGAGUUUUACUUCUCUUCCACAAAAUGAGCAAGUUAAAGCAGCUAUUGAGAUUAAACAAUUCCAAUUACUUAAACAACAAAAAGAAUUAAGAGCAGAUAUUAUUCGUCAGCUAAAAAACCAGUCAGUGACUCAAAACGGUGAGAGUCAUAUUGCAAGAACCCAAUCCUUGGUUAAUGAAAUUCCGAAGAAAAAUAGAUCAACUAAACCAAAGGAAAAGAAUACUAACAAAAGUAAGAAGGCAAUCCUAGCCGAUUUGAUUGCUAAGAAAAAGAAGAUCAAGGAAGCCUUCAAGAAUGAUAUCAAGAAGCCAGUAGAUAAAAUUAACAAAGAUUUGACACAAUUCUUUGAAAAGAAGGCAAAGGCUGAAAAGGAAAAGAAAGCUAAAGCUGAAAAGGCCAGAUUGAAGGCUUUGAAAGAAAAUGAUGAAGAAGCCUACUUUAAAUUAUUGGAACAAACAAAGGAAGGAAGAUUGACCGAAUUACUUAAACAAACAGAUUCAUGUCUUAAAAGUUUGGGAGCAUCUUUGGUCUCUGAAAGAGAUGGUGAUGCUGAAGUUGUAGAAUUUGAUCAAGAAGAGGAUGGUGAAAAGGGUGGAUCAUUGUUUAAGAAAUUCUUACUCAACCAAAACAAUUACUAUAAGGUUGCCCACAGACUUGUUGAAAAAGUUGAAAAACAACCAACAAUUCUUAAAGGAGGUGAUCUUAAAGCAUACCAGAUACAAGGUUUACAAUGGCUUGUUUCUCUUUAUAACAAUAGAUUGAAUGGUAUUUUAGCUGAUGAAAUGGGUCUCGGUAAGACAAUUCAAACCAUUUCACUUUUAUCAUAUCUUUACGAGUUUAAAAGUAACAAGGGUCCACACUUGGUAAUUGUACCAUUGUCAACUAUGGACAAUUGGGCUAACGAAUUUGAAAAAUGGUGUCCAACUUUAAAGUUAAUAAGAUAUAGUGGUACCAAACAAGAAAGACAAAAAAUUCAUUUAGAGUUGAAGAAACAAGACUUUGAAGUUUUAUUGAUCCAAUAUGAAUAUAUUACCAAAGAAAAGAAAUUCAUGAAAAAGAUUCAAUGGAAUUAUAUUAUCAUGGAUGAAGGUCACAGAAUUAAGAACUCUGAUUGUAAAUUAGUUAAAGCUCUCGCUGAGUAUACUUCAAGAAACAGAGUUUUGCUUACUGGUACUCCUCUUCAAAACGACUUGAAAGAGUUGUGGGCACUUCUUCAUUUUUUAUUACCUAAGAUUUUUGAUAGCUCUCUCAACUUUGAAAAUUGGUUCAAUUCUCCUUUUGCUGCUUCUGGUGAAAAGGUAGAAAUGACAGAAGAAGAAAAACUUCUUAUUAUUCACAGACUUCACCAAGUUCUUCGUCCUUUCCUCUUGAGAAGAGAAAAGACAGAUGUUGAAGAACAAUUACCUGAAAAAUCAGAAAAGGUUGUUUAUAUCGAUUUAUCAGCCAUGCAAAAAACAUUGUAUCAAAAUAUUCAAGAUAAGAAUAAGAUUGUAUUGAAUGGUAAGAAACUCAGAAAUACAUCUCUGAACAAUACUGUUAUGCAACUUAGAAAAGUUUGUAACCACCCUUAUUUAUUCUUCAAAGAAACUGAGUAUUUGAAUAAUUUGAGCGAUGAAACUUACUAUGAUUGGAUGUGUAGAUCAUCUGGUAAAUUUGAAUUAUUAUCAAGAAUUUUCCCUAAGUUGAAGAGAACUGGUCACAGAGUUUUGUUGUUCAGUCAAAUGACCCAAAUUCUUGAUAUUUUCGAGGAAUUUUUAUCUCAUCUUGGUUAUGAAUAUCUUAGACUUGACGGUGCUGUUAAUGCGGCUGAUAGAGGUACCCUUGUCAAGCAAUGGAAUGCCAAGGAUUCUCCAUAUUUUGUUUUCUUGCUGAGUACACGUUCAGGUGGUUUGGGUCUUAACCUUCAAACUGCUGAUACUGUUAUCAUGUUUGAUAGCGAUUGGAAUCCUCAACAAGAUUUGCAAGCUAUGGCCAGAGCUCACCGUAUUGGUCAAACUAAGUCUGUUUUGGUUCUUACAUUCUGUACACGUACUCCUGUAGAAGAAAAAGUCAGAGAUCGUGCCCAAGAAAAAAGAGAUGCAGAAGCCAAGGUCAUUAAGGCUGGUAAAUUCAAUCAAAAAUCUACAAUUUUGGAAAGACAAGAACUUUUGGAAACCCUUCUCAAGAAAGAAAGUGAUAUUUACAGUGCUCACGAAGCUCCUUCUGAUGAACAAAUGAACAAUUUGUUAGCAAGAAGUGAUGAUGAAUUUGAAAUCUUCCAAACUAUGGAUAAGGAACAAGAAGCACAACUUAUCGAAAAAUAUGGUGAAAAUGUUCCUCCUCGUUUGAUGUCUGCUGAUGAACUUCCAUCAUGGAUAAGAGAAGUUGGUGAGGAAGAGGAAGAAGAAAAGGAAGAACUUGGAAGAGGUAGAAGAAAACGUGCCGAAUCAUCAAUCAUUGACUCAAGUGAUGAAGAAGAUGGAGAUGAAGACGAUGAAGAAGUAGCUGAACCAGAAGAAGAACCUGAGGAAGAAGAAGAGGAAGAGGAAAACACAAAGAAGAGAAAGAGAAAGGCACCAGUAAAGAAAGAAGAACCAGCAGCAAAGAAAAAGAAAGCACCUGGUCCAGGAAGAGGUAGAAAGAAGAAAGUAGUUGAAGAAGAACCAACUCUUGGAUAUUCUUAUGAUGGUAAAUCAUAUGAUAAAGUUCUUGCUGAUUUGAGUGAUACGGUAACUAAGAAACUUUAUCAAAUCUACAUGGAUAUUGGUAAUACAACUGAUGAUACUGGAAAAUCUCUUGUUUUUCCUUUCUUAGAGCUUCCUAACAAGGAAGAAUACCCAACUUACUAUGAAAUUAUUAAGAAUCCUAUUUGUUUGCAUGACAUUGAAAGGAAGGUUAGAAAUGGUAGUUAUUUAGGAAUUGAUGAUAUGGAAAGAGAUGUCAAAUUAUUGGUUAGUAAUGCCAAGACUUAUAAUCUCGAAGGAUCCCCAAUUUAUGUGGAUGCUGAAACCAUUGAACAAUUAUUCAUUAGGAAAAAGACUUUAAUUUUCAAUGCAGUUAGUGCUGAUGAAUUAAUUGAUGAAAUGGAUGAUAAUGAUUUGCCACCUUUUUAA
Naegleria gruberi is the source of this 3852-nucleotide messenger RNA. RefSeq names its product SWI/SNF-related matrix-associated actin-dependent regulator of chromatin. Gene Ontology annotation, molecular function: histone binding; ATP-dependent chromatin remodeler activity; DNA binding. Lineage: Eukaryota; Heterolobosea; Eutetramitea; Acrasida; Naegleriidae. The record is from RefSeq and is a predicted model, not a curated record. Gene Ontology annotation, biological process: positive regulation of transcription by RNA polymerase II. The transcript has a single exon. Gene Ontology annotation, cellular component: nucleus. The coding region runs from base 1 to 3852 and encodes 1283 amino acids.